AUGAGCCGGCCAAUGCUGCGCUCCGUCCUGGAGCUGCGCGCUCCCAUGGCGCGCCUCAUGCGCCCAACCCCCACAACAACGAUCACGACAGCAAAGACAACACCAGCAACAGCAAUCCGCUUCUUCAACCAAACCACGCAACACGUCGACCCGGUCAUCCACCCCGAGCCGACCCUCCCCGGUGCCGCCGUUGCUGCUACCACAACAACCACACCCACAGCCACAUCCACAACCACACUCACAACAACAAACACCCCCUUCAACCCCAUCCUCCAAACCCCCUCCCCCCUUCGCUCCCCACGCACCCAACCACCCACCCCGCCAACAACCCCGACCCCCCUCAGCCCCUCCGUCCGCGCCCUCCUCCCAGCCCUAGCCGCCCAACCCGGCCACUACAUCACCGUCCUAAUCCACGGCAAGCGCUACCUCGUGACCCAAGGCGACACCAUCCGCCUCCCCUUCCUGAUGCCAGGGGUCUCACCGGGCGAUGUGUUACGUCUCAACCGUGCCAGCGAGCUGGGCAGUCGGGACUUGACGCUGCAGGGCGCGCCCUAUGUGGAUGAAAGGUUGUUUGCGUGCCGCGCGACGGUGGUCGGGACGGAGGCGGAGCCGAUGAGGGUUAUGGUUAAGAAGAAGAGACGGUGUAGGAGGAUGAAGAGGGUGUUUAGUAAACAUCGGUAUACGGUUUUGAGGGUUAGUGAGUUGAGUGUUAGGAGGGAGGUGGAGGAUCUAUAG
Messenger RNA from Dichotomopilus funicola, 735 nucleotides. RefSeq names its product ribosomal protein L21-like protein. Bases 1 to 735 code for a protein of 244 amino acids. Gene Ontology annotation, cellular component: mitochondrial large ribosomal subunit; ribosome. NCBI's taxonomy places the organism in Eukaryota, Fungi, Ascomycota, Sordariomycetes, Sordariales, Chaetomiaceae. The transcript has a single exon. Gene Ontology annotation, molecular function: structural constituent of ribosome. The record is from RefSeq and is a predicted model, not a curated record.